Molecule: messenger RNA, 654 nt
Organism: Monoraphidium neglectum
Lineage: Eukaryota; Viridiplantae; Chlorophyta; Chlorophyceae; Sphaeropleales; Selenastraceae
Exons: 4
Coding region: 1-654 (217 amino acids)
Biological process (GO): regulation of DNA-templated transcription
Molecular function (GO): DNA-binding transcription factor activity
Source: RefSeq, a predicted model, not a curated record
AUGGCAGGCGGAGCUCUCGCGGGGAUGGCGGCGCUCGACGCACUCACCGGCGGGCACGCGGCGUUGGCAGAGCUGAAUGCCCAGGCGGCCCUGCUAGCAGGCCUGCCUAGCAACCUGCAGCAAAUGGUGCCGCCGAUAGCGCCGCUGCAGGGCAUUCAGACCGAGAGCCAAACCAUCGACGCGCUGCAGCAGGCCAUCCUGGCCACAAUCAACACCAGCGGCAGCGGCAUGCCCAACCUCUUUGCAGCGCUGCACACACUCGGCGCGGAGCAGGGCGCGCCGGCGCCGCCGCAGCCGUCGGCGCCGCCGCCGCAGCCGCAGUCGCAGCUGGAGGAGGAGACGUCCGAGCAGGGGGGAGCCUCAGGCAGCCGCAAGGCGCGGCGGCGCGCGAGCGACGUGGAGGAAGAGGACGACGGCAACCGGACGCUGGCCAACACGCGCGAGAAGAACCGGCUGGCGCAGCGGCGGUUCAGGGAGAAGCAGAAGGCCACCAUCAGCGAGCAGAAGGACAAGCUGGACCACAUGGCGCGGCAGCUGGAUGACUACAAGCGCGAGGUGCAGCUGCUGCGCGAGGAGAACAAUAUACUGCGCGCCAAGUUGGAGGGCCGCGCCACGCUGCACCAGCACAUGAUCACAGACCCACCCAUGGGGUGA